Molecule: messenger RNA, 1459 nt
Organism: Oryza sativa Japonica Group (Japanese rice)
Lineage: Eukaryota; Viridiplantae; Streptophyta; Magnoliopsida; Poales; Poaceae
Source: RefSeq, a predicted model, not a curated record
CCCCUCUUCCCCACCACUCCAAAGUUCCAAACCCCACACCACCACCGCGCGCCCGCAUUUCUCCCCGCUCCUCGCGCCGCCGCCGCCGCCGCGUAGUCAUCGAGUCGAGCAGAAGCGUUCCUCCUGCCAUGGAGGCGGAGACGGAGUGCAAGGUCCCCGGCGUCUACUCCGAGACCGGCAUUCCCGUGGAGGAUCCGGCUCCCGGCCUCAACUCCGACGUCAGCAAGAAGGACGCCCCUCCUGCCGUUGCGGCGCCGGGUCCCGGCCUCUACUUCGAGAUCGGCAAGAAGGCCAGAGAUCUUCUGUACAAGGACUUCCACACGGACCAGAAGUUUACCCUGACCACCUACACCAACAAUGGAGUUGUAAUCACUGCUGCAAGCACAAUGAAAGAUGAAGCUAUCUUUAGCGAGAUCCAGACCAAGCUGAAGAGCAAUAAUGUGAUGCUGGAUGUGAAAGCUACUUCCGAUUCUCAGGUGUUAACUACAAUCACAACUGAAGACCUUGGUGUAUCAGGCUUGAAGCAAAUCGUAUCACUUCCUUUUCCAUACCAGACAGCUGGGAAGGCUGAACUCCAGUACCUGCAUGACUACGCUGGUAUCAGCCUCGGUGUUGGCCUGACCUCAAAGCCUUUGGUUAACCUUUCUGGUGUGUUCGGCAACAAAUCUGUUGCUGUCGGUGCUGAUGUUGCAGUUGAUACUUCUACUGGGGACUUCACCAAGUACGAUGCUGGACUGACCAUCAACAAUUCAGAUCUUGCUGCUGAUCUGACGCUGAACAACAAAGGGGACAGCCUCACUGCGUCCUACUACCAUCUGGUGAACAAAGAGUCAGGUACGGCUGCUGGAGCGGAGCUGACCCACAGCUUCUCGACCAAGGAGAACACCCUCAGCUUCGGGAUGCAGCACGCCCUGGACCCUCUCACUACCGUGAAGGCGCGCUACAACAACCACGGCAUGGUCAGCGCCCUCAUCCAGCACGAGUGGAGACCCAAGUCUUUCUUAACGCUCUCCGCCGAGGUCGACACCAAGGCGAUCGACAAGGCCUCCAAGGUUGGACUGUCGCUGGUUCUCAAGCCCUGAUGCCCCCCCUCCUGAUGGCGAUGAUUCGAUGAUGACGAUCCCUUUUUUUGGUAUACUAGUAGGACAGGAUGGUAUCGUCCCGUAUCAGCAGCUCCUGAUGUCUAGUGAAACUAAGUCUGGUUAACCUCUUUGGUGCCGUGGCAUCUUUACUCUGGAAACUUGGCCUCGUAGCAUCAUUCUGAGUAUUUCCCACCUAGUAGUAGUAGUAGUAGUAGUAGUAGUAGUAGUAGUAUAGUGUUUCCCCGUGGCAUGUUUUAGAAGUUAAAACUGAAUCCAUACUAAUGUUCUUGUCACUGGCAUCUUGUCUAUUGUUGGAUAUCUUACUGUAAGCUCCAUGUUGGUUUCAAUACUACAUCGAAAACUGGUGCAAUUUGAAA